Molecule: messenger RNA, 26961 nt
Organism: Coregonus sp. 'balchen'
Lineage: Eukaryota; Metazoa; Chordata; Actinopteri; Salmoniformes; Salmonidae
Source: the annotation of a GenBank genome assembly
AUGUCUAAAAGUUGUCAGAUCCAUCUCAAUGCUCCACUGGUGACAGCGGGACCGUGGAGGAGGAACAGCGAAGUAAGUACUCAGGUAGAUUAGUCACACCUCUGACAGAGAGCUCUUAUUUUGAUUGUCUGAAGUAUUAGGACUAGAGUAAGAAUUAAGGGUUUAUUCUCAUUGAAUAGAGUUAUCGGGUUGAAAUGUCAAUUUACAUAAUAUGUACAUACACUUUUCAAUUCACAUUAGUGACGGGAAUGUCACGAGCGGAGAGAGGAUUCGGUUUACUUUCUUGCUUCACAGCUCAAUAGUACCUUAAAUGUCACAGUAGCCACUAGCCAGGAGGCUAAGCAUCGCAAACUAUAUUAGGCCUACACUCUUAAUUAUUAGAACAGAACCAUAUCACACUCUUGAAUAAUACAACAAUUCACAAGCAUGUGCAGAAUGUUAAAGUAAUAUUUAUCUUCUGUACACUCAUUACAUUUUAGCUUCAAGACAAAAGCACAGAGUUACUACUAACUAAAGCUAACAAAAUGUCUUCAUUAAGUAAUAUUAGCCUAUCAAAAAUGAAUGAUUUAACCCUCUCAUAUUAAUAUAAAAGUACAGUAGGCCUACCUUACAACAUUACAACAAACCAUGCUACAUUUUUAUCAAGGGAUCGUAACUCAUAGCAGUCAUUACUCAUUAGCUACCAUGCAUGUGUCAGGGAAAGCGCCCGUUCUCACCUCUCACUGCUCGCAUGCUGAAUUAGACAGGGAAGAAGACGAGGACCGUUGUUUGUAGAUUUAGUUCAAAGAGCCCAUUCAGGGCACUUUCUUUUAGAUGUGAAGCUUGGGUUAUUGCCGGUUCAAAUCCAGGUCAGUAUUAUGGAAUACUAAUACUACCAUGUUUUUUGUUGUUCCUUGUUCAUUUAGUUGUAAAGGCAAUAUACUGUACAUGUAUUUGUGCCUUUAAGAAAAGUCAUAUAAUGUAUACAUAUUUCAGUUGUGUUUCUGACAGCUGACAGUUCUGUAUAUAGUAUGUAGACAAUGAGGAUAUCAUGUGUCUCUGAAUAGUUCAGCUGGCCAUACUGUUGUGACAGUGUCAUCGUUUUCAACAGUGUGUUUUCCAGGCCAGUGAUGUGUAUCUUUAGGGUUUGUACUGUUGCAGACUUGUGUUUGCAUAUGGCAGAGGACUUUACUCAUACUCACUCUGGACACUCAUAUAGUACUGCACACAAACUGUUUGGUCAUGUCAGCCUUGAGUGUGUGUGCCUUUUGGCUGUUGACAUCUUUUUAGACUGGAAUUCUCAUACUUUUGUGUUAUCCAGACUGAGGUCUGUUAAGAUACUGAGUACCAACCCUAAUCAACUGUACAAUUUUAAAACAUCAAAGGCGACAUAUCUGAACUUCUCAGCAUGUGAAAUGGCGAGGGAAUAAAUAUUGCGUCAACUUCAACCAGGGAGGGGCGGAUUAGUUCAAACAGAUUGAAUGUGUUAAAAAGUCCAGUAAAGUGUUGAUGAUCUGAAAUGGACGAUGCCAAAAUUCCUUUAUGACGUUAUAGUCCUACAUAACAUGUCACUGUUUCGUACUUGAUGCUGCAUGGAAGAUACAGCAUUUUCCAAACUGUAGUUAUCUUGAUGUUGAUGAAUCGUGUACUGGCAACCUGCCCAGACUGAGCAUGAUGCAGACCGUCUCCUAACAUAUAGCUUUACAACCCAACAAGACUCAGACAUUGCUAUUGUCAUGGAACAUUAUCUUAAACAGUAUCAUCAAUGGGAAGAAAGCUGUGGCUCAGACAAGACUCUGGGAGAUGGGAUGUGUCCUUCCAUUCAGGCUCACAGCCCAGGCCCUUCAAUAUACUGUAUCAGUUUAUGUUUACCACACUGGUGAUUUAUGUUGCUCUCAGAAAUGUAAACAGUCUUUUUUUAAAGGAUUAUUCCACGAUAAGAUUCAUCUCACUUCUGAGGGGAAGAAAACAAUAUGUUAUAGUAGAAAGUUCACACAGUCAGUCCUCAGACUCAGUUUGUAAUACAAUGGGAACACAUCCCACACUAACACUGAUAGAUUACUGAAUAGAGUUUAAUUUCCACUUCGUCUCAUUCUCCUCUCUCCAGACCACAGAUUUUUUUGAAAUGAUUGAGAAGAUGCAGGUAAGGUAUUUUGAAUCUGUUUCUUUAUUAACUAAUGUUUCUAAGCUAGGCAGUGUACACUAACCAGUGAUUUAGUCUCUAUUGCUGUAAUUGCUGCUGUUUUGGCUUUGCUCUCCAGUAACAACGACUUGUCUUACCUGUGCUCUGUACUGAAUGUUAGCAGAGCUGGGACAGACAGUGUUGGAGAGGAGAUGUCUGGACACGAGCAGUGUGCCUGACUCUGGACAGCCACUCUCAUGAUGCUUCUUCCCAGACCCUCAGCUAAUUACCUCACUUCAGAGAGCACCUAAUAACCCCCUGGCCCCUGGCCUUUGAAAACUGUAGCCAGCCUCCAUGCCCAAAAUAGAGGAAUAUAGGUUAACAUUACAGCAUUUUACUACUUAUCAAGGCAAGACUGUGUUUGAUACAGUACCAAAAUUGGUGAACAGGGUGUACUUUUUAGGGUGUCUGAAAGUACAUUUUUAUUACAGUGUCAUAUAAAGUAACAAAUUACUUUAUUGUAAGAGUUGUAAUACAAAGUCUGUAUAGAGAAUUUAUUAUUUCUCUAUUUAUAAUGUAUUACUACUUAUUAUUCAUAAAAAUAUACAUGAUAUUUGGGCUUGAGGAUAUUAUAUAUAUGGGCUUGUGUUUUUAUGCUGUAUGUAUGUUGACAGAGUUAUGUAUAAAGCAAUGUCUUUGCACAGAAGAUUCCUCGCCAGUUUGUAUAUCAGAUGCUCCAGGGAUUCCUCUUCUCUUCAAUAAUAGACAGCAUAUCAAACAUAUCAAACUCACAGGAGCAACUAUCUGCUCAGACAGACUCACAGCCCUCACAUGGUCCUUUACCCACAUGUCUGUAGCCAGUAUCUGUACACACUCAUGGACUGAGGGACAUGGGUGUUUUAUGGGAAUUUCAGGCCACAUAGCAAGUCAAUGUGACACAGUCCCAAAGUUCGUAUUACUGCUUCCAUCCCUUUCUCUUCCAGGUAGCUGUUAACUGGCUGCUUUGUUCACAUCUCCCUACCUAUCUCUCUCCAACUCCACCCUGCAUCCCUUUGCUCUUCUGCCUGCUAUCUGUAUAAACAUAUGGAUGGCUAUGUAACAUCUUUGUCUGUUGAUAAUAUGAUUAGUCUCCCAUGUACUUUGUUACUUCCUCUAAAACUGUGGAUUCAAAUGUAAAUAAGCUGUCAGAUAAGAUGUAUGACACGGUUGUGAAUCAGUAAUAAUGAUGAACAUCUCUGGACCUCCGAUGACCUGGGUUUGGAAUGUAACAUCAGCUGUCAUGUGUGACCAUUAACUUCUUCUUCUCUCUCUCUCAGGGCAACAGAAUGGACGAGCAGCGAUACACCUUUCCUCCCCCACUCAAAGUACGGCCCUGACCUCUCUCUUUCUCAUAAUACGCCCGUUGUCUCACUGCUCCUCAUAUCUCUCUGUAUCUGACUACUGACUGUCAAAUUGUAUUCACUCAGUGGGCACAUACUGGGCACACACUGGUUGAAUCAACGUUGUUUCCACGUCAUUUCAAUCAAAUUACGUUGAACCAACUUGGAAUAGACAUUGAAUUGACAUCUGUGCCCAGUGGGUAUGCUCUAAUCCAGCAGCCCUCCCUACCUACUAAUGUAUAGACUAACAAGGUUAGAGUACAAUUAUUGUUACAGAGUAAUAUAAUCAUCAACAAUGCAGCCUGAUUGUCUGUAUAUGCAUUAAACAGACAGGCAUGUUGGCUGGAUUCCAUGGUAAUAAAAUCAUCACUUUAAAUCAGUAGCAUCAAUGAAAUUGAGACAGAUGAAUACUUGAUGUAUCUGUGUUGUUCCCUCUGCAGACUGAAGAGGACUACAUUCCUUACCCCAGUGUCCAUGAGGUACAUAUAGAGACUCAACUUCAAUGCAAUCAUUUCACCAGUGAUAUGGAUGUUGGCAAUUUGUGCUUCGUGGUUGAUAUUUCAGUAUUCAUUGAAAAUCACUAUCACAUUGCUUGGGGGGAAAGAAUGACUCACCAACCUCUUGUGUCUUCUACUCUGUGUUGUGAACCAGGUGUUGAGGAGAAAGAGUGGGUUCCCCCUGAUUCUGCUGCCUCAGUUUGGGGGUUAUUGGAUCGAGGGGAACAACCAUGAGCUGAGUGACAGUGCUCAGCCAGACCAGAUCCAGCCCCUGUCCCCCACCACACACAAGCUGGAGAGUAACUCCACCGCCAAGAUCUACAGGAAGCACUUUCUGGGCAAGGUGAGGCUGAACACUGGGACUGUUGUGUUGGAGUUUGGCUGAAUGGUUAUACUGCAGGAGACCGGGGUUCGAUUCCCGGUUGGUCAUUUUUGCAGUUUGUCUCCUCUACUUCCAUCACAUAUUUUUCCAACCGCCUUUAAAACAUAAUAAGACAAAAUGAACUCUGUCUGUAGAAUAAUGAGGCUACAUGGGGAUGAAACAUUUGUUAAGCACCUUCUAUUCAUACAACGUAUUGCAGCCCAAAGGGCAUAGCACUAGUAUGAAGACACCAUAACUCACAUAGCUAAGUUUUUCACAAUCAAUUUCCAUUCCUAUUCAUUAUGGUAAUUAAAGUGAAUGAGUAUUAGAACAAUCCCAACUGGGUAACCUAAUAAGAGCUACUCUACGUGCCGGUUGGCACUUCAGAGACGGGUGCUAAUGAGAAGAUGCAUUAGGCUUUGCCACAUGUUUUACACCAGCCAGAGUAAUAUGAACAAAUCUAAUCUGCCCAUAGAAGUGAGCAGAGACCUGAAUGGAAUGGCAGCAGUUGGCUGGCACAUACAGUUGAGACAUAGUUAAUUAACUAAUUAAAAUGUGUUUGGGUGGCUGUGUGUGCGCAUGUGUGUACUUACGCCUGUGUGUGUAUGAAAGAGAGAAAAUGUACUCUUCGGCUAAACUGUGUCGUUGUGCUGUGUCCCCAGGAGCACUUGAAUUACUACUCAGUGGACGGAGCUCUGGGACAUCUGGUGUUCUCCAUGAAGUAUGACGAAAUCGGAGACCAGGAACACCUCCGACUCAUGCUCAGGUAAAACACACUUAGCCUCCUCCAUCACGUCCUUCUCUCUGCUAGCUCUCAUAUCUCUCUCUGUUCUCAUCCCUUUCCCCUCCUCCUCUUCCAUCCCCACUUUCUCCUUUAUCUGAAUACUGUGCAUACAUACAGUACAUACAGUACUAAACUGUAAACAUACUGGUACUGUUUACAUCAUUCUGUAUCUCUGCAACUGAGUAAUGCACAAUGCACAGUUGUAACUCUGUUGUAAUCAAUGGAAAAUUGCUCAAAUUAGAAUUUCCAUUCACUUCCAGUGUUCAUGAAUUGUUCCCUAUUGUGGUGAUAAUCCCAUCCUCAUACUGAUAGUCUUAUCAUAGGAGUCAUAAAGUCAGUGAGAGUGUAAACAGCACACUGUCAUUUCUGCAUGAUGUGACAGAUGGACUCUUUAGGCCAGUGUGUGGGUGGAGGGUGGAGGGAUACGGAUGUAGAGACUAGGGCCAGGGCUGGGUUGCAUCACUAUGAUCAUUAUGAGAACAUGUUGUUAUGAUUGUCUAAACCACCAGGACCAAGCUGGAGACAUACCAUGAUGUUAUCCCCAUAUCCUGUCUCACAGAGUUCCCUAACGUGGUGCAGAUGGCCAAGGUGAGAUCAUGGUUAGGGGAUAAAUAUCAACACAUACUGUAUGUGGAAAAGAUGUUGAAAAGUGUCAUAAUUGUAUCAUGAGUUCAUGAAUUUGAUCUAAGCACGAUUAUUUCUAUAUUUUUAUUUUUUACCCUUAGCUUGUCUGUGAAGAGGUAAAUGUGGAUCGUUUUUUCCCUGUCCUCUACCCAAAAGUAAGCCUUAGGUUUUGAAGUCUUCUGAGAUAUUUAACCACAGAAAAAUAUUUUUUACAUGGAUAAUACAAAUGUUGUAAUCCUGACUAUUUGUUCAAUUUGUGAUCUCUAAACAGGCUUCAAGACUCAUUGUCACUUUUGAUGAACAUGUUAUAAGCAACAACUUCAAGUUCGGAGUCAUCUAUCAGAAAUUUGGACAGGUGAGCCUUGGAGAUACAUCAAGAGCACAAAGAAAAUCAAGGAGAAAGAGACAGAGAGCGAGACAGAGAGAGACAGAGAUAGACAGAGAGAGAGAGAGAGAGAGAGAGAGAGAAGAGAGAGAAAGAGGAUAGAGAUAAGAGAGAUAGAGCUAAGAGGAGCUAUUCUGAGAGAAUAAGAUAUCGGGUCUGAAUAGCUCCCUCAUCUCUCUCCCGUCUUGAGCUUCGCUCUAUCCUGAGAAUAUCUUAUAAAUAGUCUCUCUCCCUCUCCUCUCCUCACUCUCACGCUUUCAUCUCUCAACUACUCACUCUCUGAUCCCCUCCUCUCUCAUGCUCCCCUCAUCUCCUGUCUCCUCUAGCGAGCUAUCCGAUAGGCCUCGUCUGAACUACGGACAAUUAUAACAUCUAUACAAGAGCCUCAUUACUCUCUUCGUAGUCUCCUCACUUCGCUAUCGCCUUCUUCAAGAUCCAGGUCUAUCCUAUCGCACUCUAUUCUACCGACACGACUUUGCCUCACUCUCUGUCUCAGCUACGACUAUCCAUCAACUCCUACCCGUCCGGACUCAUGCAGUGCUGCUACUGCACCUACCCAACAGCGAGCCCUCGGGAGUCUGUACGCCUCUCGAGCAUGGAUCAUCUGCUUUUUCAAUCGGAAAAGUCAAUCCGCCGUCCAGAAUACAGCAAUAAUGUUUCUCUCUCAUCCUAUUUAGACAAGUCUGUCACCAAACCAACAUACUCUACUUAAGUAUUGUGCCAAUCACUGGUGUAUAUUUGCUGAUUGCCAUCCGUCUCCCUCUCUCUCUCUCUCUCGCGCUCCUCUCGCUAUAGAGAUAGAUAGAUAGGAUAGCGAGAGACACCCAUCCCCCACCCACCCCAGGCCAGAGAGGUCCCUUCUCAAUCUCACUCUUGAUGUGUGUCACACACAGAGGAAGCCACUCACUGGAAAGACAAAAGCACUCUCUCUCGUCCGUCAAAGGGCCUUUCCUGUCUUCUCGUCACACAAUGCUGUGUGAUUGAAACCAGGGGUGUUUAAACUAACACACUGUACACCUCAUGAUCUUCACAUCCUACUGUAUAUGUGUAUUGAAAGUUUGGUCUUCCUUCCUCCAAACACUGACCUUUAAUGUUAAAUGAGAACAGUAUGAGAUCAUGAAUACCCGUGUUCACUGUAAUGUAUGUUUGCAAUUCAGCCCGAUGUUAAUCAUGCAUUAUGCUGAUGUACGCUAAGGGUACUUCAGUCAGACACCACUAUAGAUUUGCUAAUGCUUGUGUUGUUGACAGUGUUUUGUCUUUUGUCUUGAUGUUUGUUGAUGGGUCCUGAAGUAUAAUUUAUAUUUUUUAUUAGGUCCCUCUUUUGUGUGUUUUCUGAGAUCAAAGUGUUAUUGUUCUUCACUCAUUAUUAUAGUUAUAUUAACCAUAUUAAUUGUAUUAUUCACAAUAUAGCGUACAUCUUAAGUAUGUCAUCAUGAGAGCUUAAUAUACAAUAAGUUAUAUAAUCCUCAUAGUGCUUUGGUCAGUGGCAUUGUUUUCUGAAAAAUGCUAAUUGUUUGACUGCUGUUAACCUCUAUAAAAACCUUGUUUGCAGACUUCAGAAGAAGAGCUGUUUGGGAACAGUGUUGAGAGUCCUGCCUUUGUUGAAUUCCUAGAGUUUCUGGGGGAGAAGGUCGAGCUGCAUGACUUUAAAGGGUAAGAACUUCACCACAACUUUUUAAUAUACUCAUUCAAUAACAACAACCACAAUUGUGUGAUUGAUUGUGUCUUGAACAGUGUGUUGGAGAUAGGACCAUUCAGUGAAACCCUCUAUCUAUCUGUCUAGGUUUCGUGGUGGGUUGGAUGUGACCCACAGGCAGACAGGCUCUGAGUCCGUCUACCACAACUACCGCAACAAGGAGGUCAUGUUUCAUGUGUCCACCAAGCUGCCUUACACUGAGGGGGACACACAACAGGUACUAUUACAAACCCCUCUGAUCUCCUCCUACUGAUGCAGACUGUCAUCAUCACACUGUUUAUUCUGUUAUGGAUCAGGUUUUAAAGGAGUAGAAAGUUGUGUAUUCGUAUGAAAUUCAGUAUUGGUAUCCAUAUGAUCCAUUAUGAUUGGAAACAUCAUGGAAACAUCCAUAAUGAUUAUGUAUACUGUAUGUUUACUUUAGAAACAGUAUCUUUCUCUUUCAGUUCAGUCUUCAGUGGAGCACUACUGUAUAAUGUCUUACAGUGUAAACUUUCUCAGUCUUCACUCAUCAGGGAAACUGUCCCAACACAAACACAGACAGACACCUUAUCAGAACACAUACACAAACAAUGUCUUAAGCCUAUCUAGACAAACACACACCAUGAGUUAUCAGGACGAACACACAAUGUUUAAUCAGAGCCCACAGCUGCAGUGGGAGCAGCUGAUUGGUUCCCCUGAGAGUUAAGUCAAUCUGAGCUGUUGUCCAGGUUGAUAUGGUGGAGCAGCACCCAUCCAACUGGUGUUUGUUUACCCUGGCUCAUCUGUGGACAGACAGAAAUCUGCCAUGACAGACAGGGAGAGAGAGAGGGGGAGAGGGGGAGAGACAAGGGACUCCCAAGAGUGGUAGAGAAAGGCAUUUGCAACAUUCAGUAGUUUGGAGGUGUAUAAAUAAACUCUUAUUACUGCUACUCAAGCAAUACAUGACAGACAAAUUCAUUACUGUUCUUGAAAGCAUUUCCAUGUGACAUGAAUGUUCAAUGCAGCUUUGCUUUACAUGCUGUCCUGUGUUGCAGUUGCAGAGGAAGAGGCACAUAGGGAAUGACAUCGUGGCCAUAGUGUUCCAGGAGGAGAGCACACCCUUCGUACCAGAUAUGAUUGCCUCCAACUUCCUCCAUUCCUAUAUAGUGGUGCAGGUGGAGAACGCCUGCACUGACAAUGUACUGUACAAGGUGCUAGAGCACUCCCUGAUCUUCACUAAACUAGCCAACCAACAUCAUACCAAACAUACAAUACUGUGACCAUUGAUCAUUCAUGGCCCAUUCGAUUGUCAUCUGUUAGGUGUCAGUAACAGCGAGAGAUGACGUACCGUUCUUUGGACCACCCCUGCCAGACCCGGCCAUCUUUAGAAAAGUAAGUUGGCACAACUACAAUCCCAACUCCUUAGAACACCGGUCAGCUACAGUGUUUUCUCUCUCCUCUCUCAUUUGUCUGUCACUCAUUCCAUUUCUCUUUUAUCCCAGGGUCCAGAAUUCCAGGAGUUCCUCUUCACGAAGCUCAUCAAUGCUGAGUAUGCCUGCUAUAAAGCUGAGAAAUUUGCCAAACUGAAGGUGAGUUAUUCAAAGGAUUGUUCAGGAGCCAACUAAGGGACUCAAGCCAGCAUCCUUGGCAGACAGUGUUGCCAGCCUAUCAUUACGUAUUAACUGUCUUGCUGUGUGUGUGUGUCACCUGUAUGUGUUAUCAGGAGCGUACACGGUCAGCUUUGCUGGAGACAUUGUAUGAGGAGUUGCACAUCAACAGCCAGGCCAUGAUGGGUCUGGGAAGAGACGAGGACAAGAUGGAGAACGGGUCCGGAGGAGGGGGCUUCUUUGAGACCUUUAAGGUAACCAGGCACGGCUGGGAAAACGAUUGGGGUAAUAAGCUUAGUAUGCACUGACUAAUAUGUUUUUACACAUGAUCACUUGUUCCUGAAUAUGUAACAGUUCUAAAGUUAUACAUGCUCAUAAAACUAAAACAGAGGACCUUUUCCAUCUUAGAGUGACACAGUUCUUUACACUGCACUAUUUCUCUGUUGUUCCCCCAGGUUGUACAGAUUGUUGUCUGUCUGGGGGUUUCCAAUAAUGUCCUUAUCCAUAAUACAGGACACUGGCAUCAACUACUUGAGCAGUCUCCAUUAGUCUGUCUGGGGAGCAUCCCUGUCUCUGUGCUCUGCUGCUCUGUCAAAUGGCUCACCAGCUUCUCAAUGUCAAGCUUUGUGUGUUGUGGUGUGUUGUGUUGUGUUCUGUCUGCAGCAGGCUACCAUGUGUUUGUGACAUACAUUAGCUGGCUUUAUUUCCUGCUCUGUUUCACCCUUCCAGAUACAUACAAUACUAGUUAUGAACGUGGACAUACAGCCAUGUACCUCUCUCUAUCUCUGUUUCUCUGUCCCUCCAGUCAGGUCUCUUCUACCGGGGUAUUCUGGGUUCAUGGGUUUUGGAUGCUCUCCAACUGGUGUUUACUGUGGACGUAAGCAGGCAGACAUUUCCCUCACUGCUCUACAAACUCCCCUUCUCUUCCCACCCACCAAUACUGACUCAGCCCCUGAGUCCCCUUGGGCGCUACAAGCUUAGUGUUUCUCCCUGCGUCUACUUUAGUGUCGGAUGGGAACUAACUAGGUCCUGCUAUCUCCUAGUGUCAGUGUCGUUCUCCUUGCUUCUUUCUGUAGCUUGCCCAGUGGUUGGGUUUAGAGUCAGUACCAGUUUAGUACUUGUCUUUCUCUCUCUGUCUGAGGUGGUUAGUUAGGGUUAGAGUCAGUGCUAGACCAAGCUCAACGUGUCUCCUCCUCGUCUGUCUCUGUAGCGAGUGAUCAGCAGCAGAAGCCAGUCUAUGGACACCAUGGGUCUCAAUUUCAAGAAGCCACACACUGUCUCCACUAGUCUCAGUGGCAACUUUACCCACAACCCACCUGAGAGCCCCAAAGGGAUAGUAAGUACACUACAGUAACAGUACCACAGGCUGCUCUGGUCUUGAGUAAGGUGAGCGAUGCUCCCUCUCCCUUCCCUGAGAAACCCUUGAUAGAGCCCAGCCCCCUCACAUGCCUGUCUAACUCAACUCACUAACCUCUAAAACAUUAAACACACCGAGAAUCUCACUGCCGACAGACUGCCGAUAGGUACUUAUCACAGUGGAAGGCUGUUCCUUCUCUUGCUAGAACAAAAGCGGUACCUACUGCGUGCCGACCUGGUAGCGACGAACCUACCGAUUCUACUUGUAGAAUUGCAAUGAUCGUCAGUGGCCAACAACUUGACUUUGAGCCAAUCAGAGAGCACGAACUCCAACGUGCGGGAGCCAACAACAAAAAAAUGAAAAAAGAGGGCCUUUUCUCCGUACAUCCACGGAUGACCAGUCACACGUCAUAGCAAUGUAGGCUAUGGGAUGGUAGCUAGCUAAGUACACAGACGCAAUGCACACAACACUAAAUACUUCCUCCAAGCUAGCUAACCACGGUAGCUAGUAUUGACAUUAUAAUUGAAUCACAGUGGAUUAGCUAGUAUCCAUGAGCUAUGUUCUGCUAGCUAGUGAACAUGCUAACGUUAGUUAGCUAGCUGAACAUUUGGCAAUGGGCUGGCACUGGCAGUAUGGGAUUAUGGAGAGUGGAUUAAAUUGUUUCUUCGCCUUGCUAUGUACAGUGGCUUGCGAAAGUUUUCACCCCCCUUGGCAUUUUUCCUAUUUUGUUGCCUUACAACCUGGAAUUAAAAUGGAUUUUUUGGGGGCUUGUAUCAUUUGAUUUACACAACAUGCCUACCACUUUGAAGAUGCAAAAUAUGUUUUAUUGUGAAACAAACAAGAAAUAAGACAAAAAAACAGAAAACUUGAGCAUGCAUAACUAUUCACCCCUCCAAAGUCAAUACUUUGUGGAGACACCUUUUGCAGCAAUUACAGCUACAAGUCUCUUGGGGUAUGUCUCUAUAAGCUUGGCACAUCUAGUCACUGGGAUUUUUGCCCAUUCUUCAAGGCAAAACUGUUCCAGCUCCUGAAAGUUGGAUGGGUUCCGCUGGUGAACAGCAAUCUUUAAGUCAUACCACAGAUUCUCAGUUGGAUUGAGGUCUGGGCUUUGACUAGGCCAUUCCAUGUCAAGGCGUCAGUGAAAUGCGGUAGGCGAAGUCAGGUUUCGGGUCGAGAGCCACUGCGGUGGCGAUCGGCUCUCGCCUUUUGUAGCCUGAUUGGCCACUGCAGGUGUACAUGAGCAGCGUUCCAGGUCUCUUCCGAGCACCGAAACCACUCAUCUACCACAGGAGCCUCGAUCUGGCUCUGAUGCCAAGAUGCCAGGACCCGGCUGAAUACCUAACACACACCUGGAAAGGGCGUAAGGUUAGUAGAGGAGUGGUGGAGUGAGUUUUGGCUAUCUCUGCCCAGGGGGGAUAUUACACUGGGCGCACACGAGCAGGAGGAAACAUAAACUCUCACGUCCUUGGCUAAAGUGGGCCACCAUACUUCCCACUAAAGACAUGUGCACUGUCCGACCGAUGCCAGGAUGACCAGAGGAGGGUGACGUGUGAACCCAAUAGAUCAAUCGAUCACGAACCUCGAGCGGCACGUACACCCGACCCUCUGGACACUGGGGGGGAGUGGGCUCGGUACGUAAUGCCCGCUCGAUGUCCGCGUCAACCUCCCACACUAACGGUGCCACCAGACACAACGCCAGAAGUAUGGGAGUGGGCUCAAUGGACCUCUCCUCUGUGUCAUACAGUCGGGACAGGGCGUCUGCCUUAGCGUUCUGGGAACCUGGUCUGUAAGUGAGAGUAAACACAAAACGAGUGAAGAACAUGGCCCACCUUGCCUGACGAGGGUUCAGCCUCCUCGCCGCCCGGAUGUACUCCAGAUUACGAUGGUCAGUCAAAAUGAGAAAAGGGUGUUUAGCCCCCUCAAGCCAAUGCCUCCACACUUUCAGAGCUUUAACCACAGCUAACAGCUCCCGGUCCCCCACAUCAUAGUUGCGCUCCGCCGGGCUGAGCUUCUUAGAAAAGAAAGCACAGGGGCGGAGUUUUGGUGGCGUACCCGAGCACUGAGACAGUACAGCUCCAAUCCCAGCCUCGGACGCGUCCACCUAAACCUGGAAUGCCAAGGAAGGAUCUUGAUGAGCCAGCACCGGAGCCGAAGUAAACAGGUCCUUCAGAUUCCCAAAAGCCCUGUCCGCCUCAGCUGACCACUGUAGACGCACCGGUUCUCCCUUUAGCAAGGAGGUAAUGGGAGCCGCUACCUGACCAAAGCCCCGGCUAAACCUCCGGUAGUAAUUGGCAAAACCCAAGAAUCGCUGCACCUCCUUCACCGUGGUUGGAGUCGGCCAAUUACGCACAGCCGAAAUGCGGUCAAUCUCCAUCUCCACUCCUGACGCUGACAGGCGGUGUCCUAGGAAGGAGAUGGAUUCCUGGAAGAACUGAAAUUGUUCUGCCUUCACAUACAGGUCAUGCUCCAACAGUCGACCAAGCACCUGACGCACCAGGGACACAUGCUUGGCCCAUGUAGCGGAGUAUAUGAGAAUGUCAUCAAUAUACACCACUACACCCUGUCCAUGCAGGUCCCUGAAAAUCUCAUCAACAAAAGAUUGGAAGACUGAAGGAGCAUUCAUCAAACCGUAUGGCAUGACGAGGUACUCAUAGUGCCCCGAGGUGGUACUAAAUGCAGUCUUCCACUCAUUGCCCUCCCGGAUACGCACCAGGUUGUACGCGCUCCUGAGAUCCAAUUUUGUGAAGAAGCGCACCCUGUGCAAUGACUCCAUCAUGCUCGCAAUCAGAGGUAAUGGAUAGCUGUAUUUUACAGUGAUCUGAUUUAGACCACGGUAGUCAAUGCACGGGCGUAAGCCACCAUCCUUCUUCUUCACAAAAAAUAAACUUGAUGACACAGGGGAAGUGGACGGCCGAAUGUAUCCUUGUCUCAGAGAUUCGGUGACAUAUGUUUCCAUAGCCGCUGUCUCUUCCUGUGACAGAGGAUACACGUGACUCCGGGGAAGCGCAGCGCCUACCUGGAGGUUUAUCGCACAAUCCCCCUGUCGAUGGGGUGGUAAUUGAGUCGCCUUCUUUUUACAGAAGGCGAGAGCCAAAUCGGCAUAUUCAGGCGGAAUGUGCAUGGUGGGAACCUGGUUUGGACUUUCCACCGUAGUUGCCCCUACGGAAACACCUACACACCUCCCCAAGCACUGACUUGACCAUCCCUUGAGAGCCCUCUGUUGCCAUGAAAUAGUGGGGUCAUGAGAAGUUAACCAGGGAAGCCCCAACACCACUGGAAACGCAGGAGAAUCAAUCAGAUAUAGACUACUUAUUUCCUCAUGCCCCUCCUGUGACCUCCCUAAUCGGACCUGACCCUAAAGGGCAACUAUCUAGGGCAUGUAUAGGGAAGGGCACAUCAACUGGCACAAUAGGAAUCCCUAACCUACGGGUAAACUGACGAUCAAUAAAGUUCCCAGUUGCGCCUGUAUCUACUAGCGCCUUAUGCUGGGAAUGAGAAGAAAACUCGGGAAAUACAACAUUUAUACACAUAUGCGCAACAGGGAGCUCUGGGUGAGUUGGGUGCCUACUCACCUGAAACGGUUCACCAGUGCGCUACCUACUGCCUCAACUCCUUGAAGGCCCUCCCCAGCACCGACCAGCAGUGUGUCCUCUGCGGCCACAGUUGGUGCAGGGGACGGCCCCUCUACCGGUCUCCCUCAUAGCAGCACCUCCGAGCUCCAUAGGGGUAGGGUCAGAGGUGCUGGGGGAUGGAAUGGAUGGCCCCUGAUCCGGACGUCCGCGGGUGGCCAACAGGUUAUCCAGUCGGAUUGACAUAUCCACCAGUUGGUCCAGGUUUAGGUUGGUGUCCCUGCAGGCCAAUUCCCGACGAACGUCCUCCCUUAAGUUGCAACGGUAGUGGUCGACGAGGGCCCUAUCAUUCCAUCCUGCGCUGGCAGCCAGAGUCCGAAAGUCCAGUGCAAAUUCCUGCGCGCUCCUCUUCCCCUGUCUGAGGUGGAAUAGACGUUCACCCGCCACUCUCCCCUCUCGUGGAUGAUCAAAUACCGCCCUAUAGCGGCGGGUAAACUCUGCAUAGCUUACAGUUGCGGCGUCUAUUCCCCCCCACUCGGCAUUGGCCCACUCCAGCGCUUUACCGGACAGACAGGAGAUGAGGGCGGACACACUCUCUUAUACCGAGGGAGCCGGGUGGAUGGUUGCCAGGUAGAACUCUACCUGGAGCAGAAAACCCUGACACCCGGCAGCUGUACCGUCAUAAGCCCUCGGGAGCGAGAGCCGAAUCCCACUGGACCCAGAUGGUGAAGAGAUGGACAUCGGGGUAGGUGGUGGUGUAAUUGGAGGAGGUAUAGGGAUACCUCCUCUCUCCCAUCGCUCCAUAGUAUUAACUACUCGUUCCAUAGCGGUGCCGAGAGCCUGGAUCAUGGCCGCUUGUUGUUGGACACGUUCCUCCAUCGAUCCGGCUGGCAUAGCUGUACCUGCUGACUCCAUGUUAUGGUGCGUGUUUCUGUCAAGGCGUCAGUGAAAUGCGGUAGGCGAAGUCAGGCGCAGGACACAGAGCUAAUCAAAAGGCGUACUUUUCUUGUGGGUAAAAGAAUGAACAACAACCUCCACGCAGGGAGGGAACAAACCCACACACUAACGACAACCAAAACAUGAACAAACACGCACAACACAAAGUGUGAGGCAGAGGGUUAAAUAGGGAAGACAUAACUACAUGAUGGGAAACAGGUGUGACCAAUUAAGACAAAACAAGUCGAACAUAGAUACAUGGAUCGGUAGCAGCUAGUACUCCAGUGACGACGAACGCCGAAGCCUGCCCGAGCAAGGAGGAGGGGCAGCCUCGGCUGAAUCCGUGACAUUCCAAAACAUUUACAGUAAAUGUUUCCCCUUAAACCGCUCGAGUGUUGCUUUAGCAGUAUGCUUAGGGUCAUUGUCCUGCUGGAAGGUGAACCUCUGUCCCAGUCUCAAAUCUCUGGAAGACUGAAACAGGUUUCCCUCAAUAAUUUCCCUGUAUUUAGCGCCAUCCAUCAUUCCUUCAAUUCUGACCAGUUUCCCAGUCCCCGCCGAUGAAAAACAUCCCCACAGCAUGAUGCUGCCACCACCAUUCUUCACUGUGGGGAUGGUGUUCUAGGGGUGAUGAGAGGUCUUGGGUUUGCGCCAGACAUAACGUUUUCCUUGAUGGCCAAAAAGCUCAAUUUUAGUCUCAUCUGACCAGAGUACCUUCUUCCAUAUGUUUGGGGAGUCUCCCACAUGCCUUUUGGCAAACACCAAACGUGUUUGCUUAUUUUUUUCUUUAAGUAAUGGCUUUUUUCUGGCCACUCUUCCGUAAAGCCCAGCUCUGUGGAGUGUACGGCUUAAAGUGGUCCUAUGGACAGAUACUCCAAUCUCCGCUGUGGAGCUUUGCAGCUCCUUCAGGGUUAUCUUUGGUCUCUUGGUUGCCUCUCUGAUUAAUGCCCUCCUUGCCUGGUCUGUGAGUUUUGGUGGGCGGCUCUCUCUUAGCAGGUUUGUUGUGGUGCCAUAUUCUUUCAAUUUUUUUAUAAUGGAUUUAAUGGUGCUCCGUGGGAUGUUCAAAGUUUCGGAUAUUUUUUUAUAACGCAACCCUGAUCUGUACUUCUCCACAACUUUGUCCCUGACCUGUUUGGAGAGCUCCUUGGUCUUCUUGGUGCCGCUUGCUUGGUGGUGCCCCUUGCUUAGUGGUGUUGCAGACUCUGGGGCCUUUCAGAACAGGUGUAUAUACAGUGGGGAGAACAAGUAUUUGAUACACUGCCGAUUUUGCAGGUUUUCCUACUUACAAAGCAUGUAGAGGUCUGUAAUUUUUAUCAUAGGUACACUUCAACUGUGAGAGACAGAAUCUAAAACAAAAAUCCAGAAAAUCACAUUGUAUGAUUUUUAAGUAAUUAAUUUGCAUUUUAUUGCAUGACAUAAGUAUUUUGAUACAUCAGAAAAGCAGAACUUAAUAUUUGGUACAGAAACCUUUGUUUGCAAUUACAGAGAUCAUACGUUUCCUGUAGGUCUUGACCAGGUUUGCACACACUGCAGCAGGGAUUUUGGCCCACUCCUCCAUACAGACCUUCUCCAGAUCCUUCAGGUUUCGGGGCUGUUGCUGGGCAAUAUGGAUUUUCAGCUCCCUCCAAAGAUGUUCUAUUGGGUUCAGGUCUGGAGACUGGCUAGGCCACUCCAGGACCUUGAGAUGCUUCUUACGGAGCCACUCCUUAGUUGCCCUGGCUGUGUGUUUCGGGUCGUUGUCAUGCUAGAAGACCCAGCCAUGACCCAUCUUCAAUGCUCUUACUGAGGGAAGGAGGUUGUUGGCCAAGAUCUCGCGAUACAUGGCCCCAUCCAUCCUCCCCUCAAUACGGUGCAGUAGUCCUGUCCCCUUUGCAGAAAAGCAUCCCCAAAGAAUGAUGUUUCCACCUCCAUGCUUCAUGGUUGGGAUGGUGUUCUUGGGGUUGUACUCAUCCUUCUUCUUCCUCCAAACACGGCGAGUGUUUAGACCAAAAAGCUCUAUUUUUGUCUCAUCAGACCACAUGACCUUCUCCCAUUCCUCCUCUGGAUCAUCCAGAUGGUCAUUGGCAAACUUCAGACGGGCCUGGACAUGCGCUGGCUUGAGCAGGGGGACCUUGCGUGCGCUGCAGGAUUUUAAUCCAUGACGGCUUAGUGUGUUACUAAUGGUUUUCUUUGAGACUGUGGUCCCAGCUCUCUUCAGGUCAUUGACCAGGUCCUGCCGUGUAGUUCUGGGCUGAUCCCUCACCUUCCUCAUGAUCAUUGAUGCCCCACGAGGUGAGAUCUUGCAUGGAGCCCCAGACCGAGGGUGAUUGACCGUCAUCUUGAUCUUCUUCCAUUUUCUAAUAAUUGCGCCAACAGUUGUUGCCUUCUCACCAAGCUGCUUGCCUAUUGUCCUGUAGCCCAUCCCAGCGUUGUGCAGGUCUACAAUUUUAUCCCUGAUAUCCUUACACAGCUCUCUGGUCUUGGCCAUUGUGGAGAGGUUGGAGUCUGUUUGAUUGAGUGUGUGGACAGGUGUCUUUUAUACAGUUAACGAGUUCAAACAGGUGCAGUUAAUACAGGUAAUGAGUGGAGAACAGGAGGGCUUCUUAAAGAAAAACUAACAGGUCUGUGAGAGCCGGAAUUCUUACUGAUUGGUAGGUGCUCAAAUACUUAUGUCAUGCAAUAAAAUGCAAAUUAAUUACUUAAAAAUCAUACAAUGUGAUUUUCUGGAUUUUUGUUUUAGAUUCCGUCUCUCACAGUUGAAGUGUACCUAUGAUAAAAAUUACAGACCUCUACAUGCUUUGUAAGUAGGAAAACCUGCAAAAUCGGCAGUGUAUCAAAUACUUGUUCUCCCCACUGUAUACUGAGGUCAGGUCACUUAGAUUGCACACAGGUGGACUUUAUUUAACUAAUUAUGUGACUUCUGAAGGUAAUUGGUUGCACCAGAUAUUAUUUAGGGGCUUCAUAGAAAAGGGGGUGAAUAACAUAUGCAUGCACCACUUUUCCGUUAUUAAUUUUUUAGAAUUUUUUGAAACAAGGUAUUUUUUUAAUUUCACUUCACCAAUUUGGACUAUUUUGUGUAUGUCCAUUACAUAAAAUAAAAAUAAAAUAUCAAUUUAAAUUACAGGUUGUAAUGCAGCAAAAUAGGAAAAACGCCAAGGGGGAUGAAUACUUUUGCAAGGCACUGUAGUUAUCUAGCUGUGGCCAUCUGGCUAGCAUCAACAAGGGCUUUCUACAAAAUAACAACAUUAGCGCAGAUUGCUUGGAAUCUAGACCAUAAGCAAUACACACGGAUAUGCAUUGCCAAACAAUGCUACUGCCACCUUCUGGUUUGGAGUAUUUUAACAAGGCUGAGUCACUGACGACUUCCAAGGUCUUUGCUGUGUGAACACAAAAGAGAUUGACUGCCAACACUCUGUUCAGAUCUGCUAAGUACUGUCGGCAGGCAAACGUUUGACAAUCCUACUGGAGUGUCUGAGCUUUAACACAAUAGCCUUGCACAUGAUUAAACUUGGCCACUCACACAGCUAGAAUUACUAGACAGUCACAAACCUUGCCUUUAUAUUUAUAGCGGAUGUGCUGAGUCAUCUUGUUUUAUCAAAGGUGUUUUUAACAUUGAAUGCAAUUUAAUAUUGUUUUCAUUAUUACAAUUCCACGCAUAUGCAUUGCAUCAGAAUGGGUCCCUGCACUGUGUGCUCUGUGUACAUGCCAACUCCAGCUCGUGCUUGAUGUUUGCUUUGUGAUGUUUAAAUCAAGAACAAGCUUGUUUGUUAUAAGAGUUCACAGGGAGUGCGUAGUGCGUACAUGGUGCAUAGUGCGUACAUGGUGCGUAGUGCGUACAUGGUGCAUAGUGCGUACAUGGCGAGUAUUUUUUAGGCAUUUGGAAGACAGAUGGAAUGAUAUGUCUGACACUCCAGUGGCAGAAGAGUUGCCCUUCUAAGUGAUAAAAGCAUGGUUCAUGACUGUUUGAAUGUUUCCUGCAAAAAUAUAUUUGUCAUGCUGUAUGUUUGGGAUGUAUUAUACCACUAAGAUUGUUGAUGAAACAUAGGAUAUACAUUUAUAUCAAAUCUGAGAGGAACUUAAUUUGGGAAGUCACAAGAUCUUUCUCUAUUAAGUCACCCCUUUGUCUAAGAUGUCACAUAAAUAGAAAAGACUCAAAGAAAACAUGUUGAUUAAGCAUGAAACAAAUAACAAGUGCUUUGAACAAUAUUUGUAACCAACCUGUAUGUGACUGUACUGGAGGCGUUCUUCUUGUUCAUGACCAUGUCUGCUGUGCUCUCUAACCCUGUAACAUGUAUGUGUACUUGUUUUCUGCUUUUCCUCUUCUUCUCCAUGACUCCAUCAUCCUCUUCCUCACAGGCCCAAUUCUAUGGGCCAUUUUUUCUCUCUGCUAAAGUGUCUCUCCCCAUUUCACUGCCUCUGUUGCACCCGUGUUGCCCAAAGUCUCUCUCGCUCUGUCAAUGUUUUAUAACUGUGCUUUUAUUUGUAACCUCCAGAUAUAACAUGUGUUUUAAAGUAUUUUGUUUUAUUAACAUAACUUGCUGCAUGUAAUCUCAUGGUCUUUCUCUCUCCUCCCUCAUCCCUCCCCUCUCUCGAUCUUCGCAGAUAUCCGCGAGUAUCGACGCCUACGAAUUCUCAACUACUCCUCUCUAGUCUCUGCUCCUCGAUCUCUCUCCUCUCCCCUCUCUCUCUCUCUCUCUCUCUCUCCUCUCUCUCUCUCUCUCUCUCUCUCUCUCUCUCGCUCUCUCUCUCUCUCUCUCUCUCUCUCUGAAUGACUCAGUCAUUGCUUGUCCCAGGGAAAAGUCCCAGUAAAUAUGGACGUCGAGGCAGUGCCAUAGGGAUAGGAGCAGUAGAAGAGGUUCAUAUCUAAUUCUAACUACUCCCUCCUUACUACUCUUCCUCUCUGUGUCUUAUUUCUCUGCAUGACUACACUGCAUCGUGACAAACACUUUUCCUAUGGUUGAUCAGUGAACCAGAACUUUAGGAUUCCAGGGCAACCACUCCAUAAAUGCAAAAGGACGACUCCUCGUUUAUGAAAUACUUGACUUUCUUAGCAGGAGAUUGCAUCUUUACAGUAUUAUACACAUAUUCUAAAGCUAUAGUAUUACUGAGACAAGUGAAAUGACUUGCCUCUCUCAACUGUUUGAACUACAUCACACACUGUACACUAGCCUUUGAUCCAUAGGACAUCAGAUAUACUGUAGAUACAACGCUAGCACAAAUAACGUUUUGUAUAAGUGCAUAGAGACAGGUGGUCCGUUUAAUGCCCUUAGCCCUCACUUAACUGGUCUUUGUUGUCUUGCAUAUUUCCUUGUUUUGUUGUUACAUUGUAUUGUGUGUUCACCCUCUGUAGUCUCCACAAGCAUAUCUCUCAACAUGCAAAUCUUGUUUAGCUAAUUCUCCAUUUGUUUAAAACUAUGAAUAUUCAUGUUUAGAGAACAUCCCCCCAAAAAUAAAACAUACAUUCCUCUCAAGCUCUUUGAAGCUCACAUUAGAUACAAGCUAUUUUUCAAGUCCUUAUUUUGAGAGCUUACAAAGGGAGAUUGAGUGAACAAAGCGUUCAGUCAGAAAGCACAUUUUAGUGGUAAGCCCUGGAGCACUAGAACUCAUCUUUUAUCUCAUGCUCUGCUCUCACUAGCCAAACGGAGUGGCAUUGGGGCUUGUUGCUAAGCCUCUAAGUGCAUAUUCUAAUGUUUUCUUAUCUCUGUUAGCUACAACUCCAAGGCAUAAGAAUGGUUACUCUGUACGUAGCCUGAUAAUAAUGAUUCACUCUUACGCAAGAUAGAACAUCUUGUACUUUCCACAGAGAUGGGUUGAAUUGUCUCACGAUUUAUAGUGAAUAAUAAUACAAUACCUUGAAAGUCAUGGCAUUUUGAAAAUACAAGUGAUGAUAUACUGUGUAUUAUAAACUGGGUGGUUCGAGCCCUGAAUGCUGAUUGUCUGAAAGCUGUGGUAUAUCAGACCGUAUACCAUGGGUAUGACAAAACAUUUAUUUUUACUGCUCUAAUUACGUUGGUAACCAGUUUAUAAUAGCAAUAAGCCACCUCGGGGGUUUGUGAUAUAUGGCCAAUAUACCACGGCUAAGGGCUGUGUCCUAGCACUCCGCAUUGCGUCGUGCUUAAGAACAGCCCUUAGCCGUGGUGUAUUUACCAUAUACCACACCCCCUCAGGCCUUAUUGCUUAAAUAACACCUAACAUACUAGAAAAAAAAUAACAAAGCAUAACAAUGCAAUAACUACAGCGUUAACAGUAAUGACAGAUGCCAUGUUAUUGGCUAUUGAUAGGCUGUUAUUGGGAAAGAGGUGAUGUCAUGGUGCUCACUGGUUGUUUUCUUCUUGUCCUGUCAGUCUUUGAUCAUCCCUGGGAAGAGUCCAACCAGGAAGAAGUCUGGUCCAUUUAGCUCCAGACGCAGCAGUGCCAUCGGUAUUGAGAAUAUCCAGGAAGUCCACGAGAAAAUGUAAGCGAUGUUGAUACAGUGGGUAUCAUAAAUAUUCACAUUUUGUUUCACAUUUGUUGCGUUAAGAUUUUUAAUGGUCUAUAAUGUCAAAGUAGAAGAAAAAUGCUAUCAAUUCUAUUUUAUUUUAUGGAAAAUUAAAAAACACUAAUAUACCUUGAUUACAUAAGUAUGAGUCCAUACAUGUUAGAAACACCUUUGGCAGUGAUUACAGCUGUGAGUCUUCUUGGGUAAGUCUCUAAGAGCUUUGCACACCUGGAUUGUGCAAUAUUUUCCCAUUAUUCUUCAAGCUCUGUCAAUGUGUUGGGGAUCAUGGCUAGGCAGCAAUUUUCAAGUCUUGCCAUAGAUUUUCAAGCAGUUUUAAGUCAAAACUGUAACUUGGCCACAGGAAAAUUCACUGUCUUCUUGGUAAGCAACUCCAGUGUAUAUUUGGCCUUGUGUUGUAAGCCAUUGUCCUGCUUAAAGGUAAAUUACUCUACCCAGUGGUAUAAAGCAGACUGAAGCAGGUUUUGCUCUAGGAUUUUGCCUGUGCUUAGCUCCAUCCCGUUUAUUUUUAUCCUGAAAAAACUCCCCAGUCUUUGCUGAUGUCAAACAGCCACCACCAUGUUUGAAAAUAAGGAGGCAGUUACUCAGUGAUGUGUUGUGUUGGAUUUGACACAAACAUAAGGUUUUGCAUUUAGGCCAAAGAAAGUAUUCCUUUGUCGUGUUUUUUUGCAGUAUUACUUUAGUGCCUUGUUCCAUACAGGAACAGGGUGCAUGUUUUGGAAUAUUUUUAUUCUGUAUAUUUAUUAUUCUUUUAACUCUAGGUCAUUUUUGUGGAGUAACCACAAUGUUGUUAAUCCAUCCUCAGUUUUCUCCCUUCACAGCCAUUGAACUCUGUAGCUGUUUUAAAAUAAUAUCACCAAUGGCCUCAUGGUGACAUCCCUGAGCAAUUUCCUUCCUGUCCUGCAGCUCAGUUCAGAAGGACGACUGUAUAUUUGUUGUGUCUGGGUGGUUUAAUACAUCAUCCACAGCAUAAUUAUUAACUUGACCAUGCUUAAACUGAUAUUCAAUAUCUGAUUUGUUAUUGUUACCCAUCUACCAAUCACUGCCCUUCUUUGAGGCUUUCAAAAAGCUCCAUGGUCUUUGUAGUUGAAUCUGUGCUUGAAAUUCAAUACCUGACUGAGGGACCUUACAGAUGUUGUAUGUAUGGGGGACAGAGGAAGGGGUAGUCAUUCAAACAUCAUGUUAAGCCCAAUUAUUUCACACAGAGUGAGUCCAUGUAACUUAUUAUGUGAUUUGUUGAGCCAAAUGUUAUUCCUGAUCUCAUUUAGGCUUGCCUAAACAAAAGGGGUAAAUACUUUUGCAACAAUUACAUUUUUAUUAAUUGGUUAAAAUGUGUAUAAUUUUAUUUUCACUUUGACAUUAUGGAGUAUCUUGUGUCGAUCAAUGACAAAAAAAUCACAAUUGAAUCUAUUUCAAUCCCACUUUGUCACAAAACAAGAUGUGAAAUAAUCCAAGGGGGGUUAAUACUUAUGAUACCCAUUGCAUGUUAGUCAUAAUGUCUUGUGUUUCUCUCUGAUGUCCUGAUCCUAUCCCUGUCCUUGUAUCUACCGCCCUGUCUCUGUAUUCAUAUGUACUUAUUCAGCCUUGUCCCCUCCCCCCUCAGCAGCAGCCACAGCGGUAGGGAGUGUUUACCUGGCACACAGAAGAACCCUGACAAUGACCACGCCUCUCAGGACCCCAAGUCUGAGAACUCAUCCAAUCAGAGCUCACCAGAAGUGCUCACUACAAAGAACACGUGAGUAGAUGACAUUUCAACACAGACAUAUAGGCCAAUAUGAUCAUUCACAUUAAAAUGUAAGCAUCAUAUCAACAUGAAUAAUGCGCUAUCAAGUUCAACGUCACUAGGACAAUGUGAUUUAGGUACCCACCCAAGUACCCUAAAAUAUGUACGUCUUCUACUCCAGACAGUGUAUGUGUAACACAGUUUGUAGUUCUAUCGGUGGACUAUUAAUGCAGGCAUGGUCCUGUCACAUUGUGGAUGGCUGACUGACUCAGGAUGUAGUUUUGCUCUUUGUAACAACAGGGCUCAGUCUAUCCCUGAGGGUCAUGACCUUUCCCGCUCCUCCUCCAACGCCAGCAGCUUCGCCAGUGUGGUGGAGGAAAACGAGACAGAGGCCACGGAGGACUACGACACUGGCAUGGUGAGUGUGUGUGUGUGCUUGUGUGCGUGCUUGCGUGUGUGUGUGUGUACGUGCAUGCCUGCGUUGUGUGUGUGUGCUUGUGUGUGUGCGUGUUUUGGCCAUGCUUUUAACCUCUUGCCCAUGUGUGUUCCCCAGGAGAGCCUGUCAUCAGCGGGGACGCCACACAAGCAGGACUCGUUAACCUACAGCACAUGGCUGGAGGACAGUAUGAGCAGCACUAGCCGAGGCAGCUCGCCAGGUGAGAAGAAGGGCCUGGGAGGCUAGGAGGCUAGGAGGCUAGGAAGCUAGGAGGCUAGGAGGCUAGGAAGCUAGGAGGCUAGGAGGCUAGGAGGCUAGGAGGCUAGGAAGCUAGGAGGCUAGGAGGCUAGGAGGCUAGGAAGCUAGGAGGCUAGGAGGCUAGGAAGCUAGGAAGCUAGGAAGCUAGGAAGCUAGGAGGCUAGGAGGCUAGGAGGCUAGAAAGCUAGGAGGCUAGGAGGCUAGGGGGAGAUUGUAGAUGUACACAAAAGAGGGCAUAAGGUACAUAUGAGUCUAGAAGUCAAUAACUGUUGCUUGCCAGGUUGUUAUUGUAAAAGAGGGUUUCUCAAUGACCUACCUGGUUAAAUAAAGGUCAUACCAAAAUAAAUACAACAUUUGGCAGUUUGAUGAUGUAGAUACAGUGGGGAGAACAAGUAUUUGAUACACUGCCGAUUUUGCAGGUUUUCAUACUUACAAAGCAUGUAGAGGUCUGUAAUUUUUAUCAUAGGUACACUUCAACUGUGAGAGACGGAAUCUAAAACAAAAAUCCAGAAAAUCACAUUGUAUGAUUUUUAAGUAAUUAAUUUGCAUUUUAUUGCAUGACAUAAGUAUUUGAUACAUCAGAAAAGCAGAACUUAAUAUUUGGUACAGAAACCUUUGUUUGCAAUUACAGAGAUCAUACGUUUCCUGUAGGUCUUGACCAGGUAUGCACACACUGCAGCAGGGAUUUUGGCCAACUCCUCCAUACAGACCUUCUCCAGAUCCUUCAGGUUUCGGGGCUGUCGCUGGGCAAUACGGAUUUUCAGCUCCCUCCAAAGAUUUUAUAUUGGGUUCAGGUCUGGAGACUGGCUAGGCCACUCCAGGACCUUGAGAUGCUUCUUACGGAGCCACUACUUAAUUGCCCUGGCUGUGUGUUUCGAAUCAUUGUCAUGCUGGAAGACCCAGCCACGACCCAUCUUCAAUGCUCUUACUGAGGGAAGGAGGUUGUUGGCCAAGAUCUCGCGAUACAUGGCCCCAUCCAUCCUCCCCUCAAUACGGUGCAGUCGUCCUGUCCCCUUUGCAGAAAAGAAUCCCCAAAGAAUGAUGUUUCCACCUCCAUGCUUCACGGUUGGGAUGGUGUUCUUGGGGUUGUACUCAUCCUUCUUCUUCCUCCAAACACGGCGAGUGGAGUUUAGACCAAAAAGCUCUAUUUUUGUCUCAUCAGACCACAUGACCUUCUCCCAUUCCUCCUCUGGAUCAUCCAGAUGGUCAUUGGCAAACUUCAGACGGGCCUGGACAUGCGCUGGCUUGAGCAGGGGGACCUUGCGUGCGCUGCAGGAUUUUAAUCCAUGACGGCGUAGUGUGUUACUAAUGGUUUUCUUUGAGACUGUGGUCCCAGCUCUCUUCAGGUCAUUGACCAGGUCCUGCCGUGUAGUUCUGGGCUGAUCCCUCACCUUCCUCAUGAUCAUUGAUGCCCCACGAGGUGAGAUCUUGCAUGGAGCCCCAGACCGAGGGUGAUUGACCGUCAUCUUGAACUUCUUCCAUUUUCUAAUAAUUGCGCCAACAGUUGUUGCCUUCUCACCAAGCUGCUUGCCUAUUGUCCUGUAGCCCAUCUCAGCCUUGUGCAUGUCUACAAUUUUAUCCCUGAUGUCCUUACACAGCUCUCUGGUCUUGGCCAUUGUGGAGAGGUUGGAGUCUGUUUGAUUGAGUGUGUGGACAGGUGUCUUUUAUACAGGUAACGAGUUCAAACAGGUGCAGUUAAUACAGGUAAUGAGUAGAGAACAGGAGGGCUUCUUAAAGAAAAACUAACAGUUCUGUGAGAGCCGGAAUUCUUACUGGUUGGUAGGUGAUCAAAUAUUUAUGUCAUGCAAUAAAAUGCAAAUUAAUUACUUAAAAAUCAUACAACGUGAUUUUCUGGAUUUUUGUUUUAGAUUUUGUCUCUCACAGUUGAAGUGUACCUAUGAUAAAAAUUACAGACCUCUACAUGCUUUGUAAGUAGGAAAACCUGCAAAAUCGGCAGUGUAUCAAAUACUUGUUCUCCCCACUGUAUGUCUGAUUUAUAGCCGUAUUGAGUCAGAGAAGGCUGUAUACUGUAUGUUUCUCCCAGUACAACUUGGUCCAGGAUCAUAACUGUUGAGGUCAUGUGUUUUAUUAUCCAGGUCCUGGUAAACUUGAUGGGGGUAAAGGGUCAGAUAUCCGCAUUAAACUGGACCGGCCACAAGAUAGUCAGUCCUCAUCGGUGAGACAUCAUCCAUACUGGGCCUCAAAGGGCUAGGGGUCUACAGCUGUUCCUCUGUCUAAUUCCUUGCUCACUGUAAAUAGAUGUGUGCUCCCUGCCUUUGCAUGAAUUCUUCUUUUAUUCUGUUAAGUGAACAUUGGUAUUGUAACUUCAGAUGUUGUACUUCUGUUACUACUGCUGUUGUUGUAUUCUCAUUACUGUGGUCAUGUGGUAACUGUUGUAGUUGUUGUGUAAAUUCUUCUUGCUCACUAUGCAUCUCUGUCUGUGUAUCCUUCCUGUCCAGAACUGUUAGCCUGGUUAUUUCCUGGGUGUCCAUCUGCAGGUUAGUCUGACUGUCUCUCUCCGAAUGGGGUUCUAUCAUGGAUGAAUUAUUUAGAAAGCGGUGGACUCCAUUAAACAGUAUAUACUGUAACUACAUGUAUUUACUCAUAAGUACACAUGUCAAGUGUUUAAGAACUCCUCUAAAGGACACACAAAUCCUGCACUGCCUCAUUUGCAUUUUAUUUUGUCAUGUCAACUUUAAGUAAGAGUCUUGUCUUAUGCCUCCUGUCCCUAAAGCAUUCCCAUAAGACACAAUCCUUCCGGGAGAUGAGACGAGCACAGGCUUUCGCCGUAACCAAUGACGACGAUGGGGAUGAGGAA